Messenger RNA from Mesitornis unicolor (brown roatelo), 1317 nucleotides. RefSeq names its product phosphatidylinositol 4,5-bisphosphate 3-kinase catalytic subunit gamma isoform. The record is from RefSeq and is a predicted model, not a curated record. The annotation marks the transcript as partial. NCBI's taxonomy places the organism in Eukaryota, Metazoa, Chordata, Aves, Mesitornithiformes, Mesitornithidae. The transcript has 9 exons. Gene Ontology annotation, cellular component: cytoplasm; phosphatidylinositol 3-kinase complex, class IA; phosphatidylinositol 3-kinase complex, class IB. Gene Ontology annotation, biological process: cell migration; phosphatidylinositol 3-kinase/protein kinase B signal transduction; phosphatidylinositol-3-phosphate biosynthetic process. Gene Ontology annotation, molecular function: 1-phosphatidylinositol-3-kinase activity; 1-phosphatidylinositol-4-phosphate 3-kinase activity.
GCUGUGAAAUUUGAGCCAUAUCAUGACAGCGCACUAGCCAGAUUUCUGCUAAAACGGGGUUUGAGAAACAAAAGAAUUGGUCACUUCUUGUUUUGGUUCUUAAGAAGCGAGAUUGCCCAGUCCAUGCAUUAUCAACAGAGAUUCGCGGUCAUCCUGGAAGCCUAUCUUAGGGGCUGUGGAAAAGCAAUGCUACACGAUUUCAUGAAGCAGGUUCAAGUAAUUGAAUUGCUGCACAAAGUCACAAUGGAGAUAAAAUCAGUGUCAGCAGAAAAGUAUGAUGUAACUUCUCAAGUUAUUGCACAGCUGAGACAAAAACUUGAAAAGCUACAGAGCAGCAAACUUCCAGAAAGCUUUAGAGUUCCAUAUGAUCCUGGGCUAAGAGCAGGAGCCCUAGUGAUAGAAAAAUGUAAAGUAAUGGCAUCCAAGAAGAAACCCCUCUGGCUUGAGUUUAAGUGUGCAGAUCCAACAGCUCUGUCAAAUGAAACCAUAGGCAUAAUCUUCAAACAUGGAGAUGACCUUCGUCAGGACAUGCUUAUUUUACAGAUUCUUCGAAUUAUGGAAUCCAUUUGGGAAGCAGAAUCCUUGGACCUCUGUUUGUUACCGUAUGGUUGUAUUUCUACAGGGAACAAAAUAGGAAUGAUCGAAAUUGUGAAAGAUGCUACAACAAUUGCAAAGAUUCAACAGAGUACAGUUGGCAACACUGGUGCAUUUAAGGAUGAAAUACUAAACCAGUGGCUUAAGGAAAGAUGCAUGAUUGAAGAGAAGUUUCAGGCAGCUGUGGAAAGAUUUGUUUAUUCUUGUGCUGGAUACUGUGUUGCAACCUUUGUACUUGGAAUAGGAGACAGACACAAUGACAACAUUAUGAUUACAGAAACAGGGAACCUUUUCCAUAUUGAUUUUGGCCAUAUUCUUGGGAAUUAUAAAAGCUUCCUUGGAAUUAAUAAAGAAAGAGUUCCUUUUGUGCUGACUCCAGAUUUUCUGUUUGUCAUGGGGACGUCCGGAAAGAAGACGAGUCUCCAUUUCCAUAAAUUUCAGGAUGUAUGUGUGAAGGCUUAUUUAGCUCUUCGACAUCACACAAACCUGCUGAUCAUCCUCUUCUCCAUGAUGCUAAUGACUGGGAUGCCCCAAUUAACCAGCAAAGAGGAUAUUGAAUAUAUCCGGGAUGCACUGACAGUAGGGAAAAGCGAAGAAGAUGCCAAAAAGCAUUUUCUUGAUCAGAUAGAGGUUUGCAGAGAUAAGGGCUGGACUGUGCAAUUUAACUGGUUUUUACAUCUUGUGCUUGGAAUCAAACAAGGAGUAGAAAAGCAUUCUGCUUAA